This is a messenger RNA of Lagenorhynchus albirostris (white-beaked dolphin), 3839 nucleotides long. It is a transcript of the gene TRAF1, whose product is annotated as TNF receptor associated factor 1. The transcript has 8 exons. Gene Ontology annotation, cellular component: cytoplasmic side of plasma membrane; plasma membrane signaling receptor complex. Gene Ontology annotation, biological process: regulation of canonical NF-kappaB signal transduction; regulation of apoptotic process; tumor necrosis factor-mediated signaling pathway. Lineage: Eukaryota; Metazoa; Chordata; Mammalia; Artiodactyla; Delphinidae. The record is from RefSeq and is a predicted model, not a curated record. The coding region runs from base 1482 to 2729 and encodes 415 amino acids. Gene Ontology annotation, molecular function: tumor necrosis factor receptor binding; zinc ion binding; ubiquitin protein ligase binding.
CCACAACAAGGAAGGGAACUGGAAAGGAGGCGCCAAGAGGCGUGUCAGGUGCUGGCCACAGGGCUGGUUGGAUAGAAACUGGGACAAGCCCCGGACAUUUGGCACCCUCGACCUUGAGAACCUUGGGGAGAUGGUUCCAUGGAGAUUGGAGUGAGGAAGCGGAGCGUCCGUGUAGACAGUAUUUUCUAGGAGUUAUGUUAAAGUGAGAAGGUGUAGAUGUUGGAGAGGAAUGUGGAAUGAGGGUAAAGGGCGUUUUAAAGCACCAUGUGUGGUUAGAACACAGGCUCAGGGCUCCCGAGUCCCCACUCACUAUCGGGGAGUCCUUGGGCAUGUCACUGAACCUCUUGGUGCCUCAGUUCCUUCUUCCGUAAAACGGGGAUGAAGAUGACAAUACCUGCCUCAUAGGGUUCACGUGAAGGUUAGAUGAGAUGGUGCCUGUAAAAGCACUUAGCACGGCACUAAAAGCACCUGUUACUUUUCACUUGCAAUUAUUAGAGCAGCUUGCGGUAUUUUGCUGCUGAUAGGAAGGAGCCGGGAGGCAUUGAAGACAGAGGGGAGAGAAAAGGGAGCAGAGAGAAAGGGACCGAAGAACUUGGAUGGAGAGAGAAAUCUUGGGUUCCUGUGCCAAACCAAGGGAAGGAGGGAACAGGUGGGGACGCAGGGAAGUUUGCAGGUUUGGGGUAUGUGGUUAAGUGAGUGGCUUUCUGAUAGUCUUUCUCCGAAGUAGGCCUCAAGGUCGUUUGCUGAGAGGGCCAGGUCAGGGCUGGCCCAGGUGAGGGUGGAGGUCCUGAUUUCCACUGCAGCAGUAGGGUAGGGUGCCAUGCCCUCUUUGCCAGCGACCCCAGGCAGACUUGGCAUCGCUCCCGGGAAAGUGGACAGUUGAAUUUACUAGGGUCAGAGGACAACGGCAGACCUGCCUUGCCCACUUGUGAGGCUCAUCUAAAGUUGAUGCAUGUGAAAACACGAUAUAAGCAUAACUUACCAUUUUAGUCUUUCUUCGUGACCUUGAGGAGCUGGAAGGGCUGUGGCCAUCAUCAAUAUCAAAGUUUUUUGGGCACUUCACUUGGGCCGUGCACCAUGCCAUGCUUUCACCCAUGAUCUCAUUUAGUUAUUACAAGUCAGGUGAAGUAGGUAUUAAUAUUAACCCCAUUUUGCAGUUGCAGAAACUGAGGUGCAGAGAAGUUACUGACCUUGUCCCAGGACCCACAGCUAAAUGACUGGACACUCCUAGAGCCUGCAGUCACCAUCCAGGGGAUUUUUUUCACCACAAAGGGUAAUUCCUGUCUCAUCCCUGCUGUGACUCAGCUGUGACGUUGAACCGCACAAGCCAGUGAGAAGAUAAAAUCAUCAGACUCCUGCACAUCAGAGAGGGUGGCCCGGCCAGCACUCACCUCUUCUCCCAGCACAGACUCCACGGAGCUGGUCCCCUCCCCAGAGGAGCUUAAACAGGGGCCCCCCACCAGCCAGCCUGGGACCCUGAGAUGGCUUCUGGCUCGGCCAGCAGCCGCCACCCGGCCCCCGAUGAGAACGAGUUCCCCUUUGGGUGCCCCCCCACCGUCUGCCAGGACCCACCAGAGCCCAGGCCCCUCUGCUGCGCCGUCUGUCUCUCUGAGAACGUGAGGAAUGGUGAGGAUCGGAUCUGUCCCAAAUGCAAAGGGGAUGACACACCAUCUGAAAGGCCAGGAAGCCUUCUGUCUCAGGAGCAGGAUCACCCCGAGGUGGCUGAGGCUGGAGUUGGGUGUCCCUUUGCAGGUGUUGGCUGCGCCUUCAAGGGGGGCCCAAAGUUCAUGCAGGAGCAUGAGGUCACCUCCCAGGCUACCCACCUGAACCUGCUGUUAGGGUUCAUGAAACAGUGGAAGGCCCAGCUGGGCUCUGGCCUGGGGUCUGGACCCAUGGCCCUGGAGCAGAAUCUGUCAGACCUGCAGCUGCAGGGGGCUGUGGAGACAGCUGGGGACCUAGAGGUGGACUGCUACCGGGCCCCCUGCUCCGAGAGCCAGGAGGAGCUGGCCCUGCAGCACUUCAUGAAGGAGAAGCUCCUGACUGAGCUGGAGGGGAAGCUGUGCGUGUUUGAGAACAUUGUCGCCGUCCUCAACAAGGAGGUGGAGGCCUCCCACCUGGCCCUGGCCGCCUCCAUCCACCAGAGCCGGCUGGGCCGUGAGCACAUCCUGAGCUUGGAACGGAGGGUGAUGGAGCUGCAGCAGACCUUGGCCCAGAAAGACCAGGCCCUGGGCAAGCUGGAGCAGAGCUUCCGCCUCAUGGAAGAGGCCUCCUACGAUGGCACGUUCCUAUGGAAGGUCACCAGUGUCACCAGGCGGUGCCAUGAGUCAGCCUGCGGCAGGACCGUCAGCCUCUUCUCCCCAGCUUUCUACACUGCCAAGUACGGAUACAAGUUGUGCCUGCGGCUCUACCUGAAUGGGGACGGGACGGGGAAGAGGACCCACCUGUCCCUCUUCAUCGUGAUCAUGAGAGGGGAGUAUGAUGCUCUGCUGCCAUGGCCUUUCCGGAACAAGGUCACUUUCAUGCUGCUCGACCAGAACAACCGUGAGCACGCCAUCGACGCCUUCCGGCCCGACCUGAACUCAGCAUCCUUCCAGCGGCCCCAGAGCGAAACCAAUGUGGCCAGCGGCUGCCCACUCUUCUUCCCCCUCAACAAGCUGCAGUCGCCCAAGCAUGCCUAUGUGAAGGACGACACCAUGUUCCUCAAGUGCAUCGUGGAGACAGACGCUUAGGGCAGGAGGGGCCGAGCAAGCCGCACCCGGGUCCCGAGGGAGCACCCGCUCAGAUGGGGGUUCAGCAAGAUGACUGAGGUCCUGCCUUUGGUGCCCAAGAUCCCAAGACACAGUGAUGGGCCUGGGCUGGCAUGACGUGAGCCGAGCGGACAGAUUGACCGUGGCUAGCUAUCAGUUUAGUGUGGCGGGACCUUGGACUGGGCCCACAAAGGCACACGGUCCCAAAGGAGGUGGUGCAGGACUGAUCCCCCUGCACUGACCGUGCAGCGCUGGAGCCCCGAGAGCCACCUGGCCCUGAAUGUUGAGAUGGACUCUGGCCGAGAUGGGGAGGGUGUGGGGACCAGGCUGGGGCGUGGAUGGGGAACUGGAGGUGUGGGACCUCAGCAAAGAAACUCCAGGGAUGGGAAGACCUCUGCAGGCCGCCACGGAGAGUGAGCUUGCUGUCGUCCUGCUUGGAAUCAGAACCAGGACCAGGGGGUGGAAGUGACAGGGUGCCAGUGCGAACUCAAUCUGUCCCAGCCUGGACCGAGUUCCCCAGCACUGGAGGUGAACAAGCAAAACCAGGGGGCUAUGCUGCGGGGAGGGCAUCAGAUGCGGGGAGGGGUGGUUUUGAAGACCUUCAUGGUUUCUUCCAGCCCAGAGUCUCUGACUCUAUGCCUCCUGGGCCAGAUGAGGCCUAGUGCCGCAGGGGGUCUGGAAACAUUCAGGAGCCUGAUGCCCUCCAGUUUCCUGACUCACCUUCAGUACCGCCAGGUGGGCUGAGCUGACCCGCACGGCACCUGCCACCCUGGGCCCGGCAGUCUGCUUGCCCUCCAUGCAGAGCCACGCAGAGGCCCUGCGUCCUGCGCGUCCCCCAGCUGAGCGCCCCUCCACCUUCUCCAGGUGAAACCAGGUCCCUAGCUCCCAGAGGCAGCUGGAAGGAGCGCGGAGAAGGAGAGGGGCACAGACUCUCCACGCUGCCUGCCUGGGGGCCCUACUCUUGGCCAUUUCCAGAAUCCCGUGUCUCCUGUUGAACGAAGGCAACCACAUCUCUAGUUGAUGGAUCAGGACCGCUGAGCCACCCACAGAUGUUGACCUUUUAUAUGUAUAAAACCAAAGAAUUUUUUUAAA